CUUUGUAUGAAAAUCGUGACUGAUGCCUCAAGAAAAGUUUACAGAGCAGAGUAGGAAUGAUUUUAUGCUAAAGACUUCGCAUAUAGUAUAUCAGUUUAAAGAUGACAUCAAAGCAGAAAUCUGAGACCUAUUAAAGCUGAGAAUCAUUGAAAAAAGACAUGGAUAAUUAGUCAACAUUAUUUUUUUCAACUUAAAAAGUUUUUUUUUUCAUAAAAAAAUUGUUUUGUAAUAUUUCGAUUGCUUUAAACUAUUUUAUUUUCAAACCUUUAAACUUGUGUUCAAUAUACAAAAAUAAACUGCUUCUACAAUGAAAAAGUUGAAGUUAGACGAAACGACUAAGAACUCCAUACCAAAGCAGCAAUGUUCGCAAAUUCUCCUUUUCUGUACUUUUCUGUUUAGUAUCCUUAAAAGAAUUCAGUAUGGUUUCGAUUAUAUUUUGUGUAGUUCAAUGAAUCAUCUAUGCGGAUUAUGCCUCCUAUUUGAAAAGGAACGGAUUUUUCAAGCGCUUAUUUCGACAAAGACAUUUGUGUUUUUCUUCAAACCGGAAACUAUAGAAGUUGUGUUAAGUAGUAAUACUAAUAUUGAUAAAGCUGCGGCAUAUAACUUUUUGCACCCAUGGCUUGGAACUGGUCUUAUUACUAGCUCUGGUAAAAAGUGGCGUUACAGAAGAAAACUAUUGACCCCGACUUUUCACUUUCGAAUAUUAGAAGAUUUUUUACCUAUAAUUUCCGACCACUCACAUAUUCUUGUCUCACGACUACGUGACCUUGAGAAAGAUUCAUGGAUUGAUAUUGUUCCUUUUAUUUCUUCUUGCACUCUUGAUGUUAUAUGUGAGACUGCUAUGGGUGUAAGAAUUAAUGCCCAAAUGGGUGAAAGCAAAGAAUAUGUUAAUGCAAUUCAUGAAAUUGGGGCUAUAUUCUUAGUCCGCAUCUUAAAGCCUUGGCUUUAUCCAGAUUUCAUAUUUAGAAUAACUUCAUCCGGUAGACAAUUCUAUAAAAACGUAGAUCUUGUGCAUAGCUUCACAAAAAAAGUUAUAAAUAAGAAGAAGUCAGAAAUGAUAGAAAAUAAUAAACUAUUAAAAAACAUUACCAAUGACGGCAUCUCAAAUGCAAAACGUCAUAGAGCUUUUCUGGAAUUGCUAUUAGAGCAUCACAUUAAAGAUCCAUCGUUUACGGAAGAAGACAUUAGAGAAGAAGUUGAUAAUUUUAUGUUUGCUGGUUAUGAUACAACAGCUAUGUCAAUUUCUUGGACAUUAUAUUUAGUUGGAUUAGAUAGACACGUGCAGAUUAAAAUACAAGAAGAAUUGGAUGAAAUAUUUGAGGGUGAUAACGAAAGAGAAAUUGAACGUAAUGACUUAUCGCGUAUGAAGUACUUGGAGUGUGUCAUCAAGGAAACUCUUAGAUUAUAUCCUUCAGCGCCUUUCAUAGCUAGAGAAGUUAAAGAAAACUUCAAAGUGUUGGACUACGAAGUCGAAAAGGGGAGCGCUUGCUUUAUCUUUCCACUUAUGCUUCAUAGAGAUCCUAAAACAUUUCCAGAUCCAGAAAAAUUUGACCCAGCAAGGUUUUUUCCUGAGAAUGUAGCAGGAAGACAUCCAUAUGCCUAUGUGCCUUUCUCAGCCGGGCCAAGGAAUUGUAUAGGUCAAAAAUUUGCUAUGAUGGAAGUCAAGACUGUGCUCACAAAUGUAUUUCGCAAUUUUGAAGUUACAUCCAAGGACCCCAGAGACAAAGUUAAUGUUACUCCUAAUCUCAUCUCUCGAAAUCUGGAUCCCCUCAUGCUACGAUUUACACCUCGAAAAGCAAGAUGAAUUUCAGUAAAGAUUAAAAUAAUUAUAGCUUAACAAUACUUUUAAACAUCAGUAAAUAAUAUAAUUAUGUUGUGUUAAGCUGAUUUGAGAUUGUAGUGAUGUUUAAUAAAAUGAAUUAGUAAGAAGUCA
Parasteatoda tepidariorum (common house spider) is the source of this 1933-nucleotide messenger RNA. RefSeq names its product cytochrome P450 4V2. NCBI's taxonomy places the organism in Eukaryota, Metazoa, Arthropoda, Arachnida, Araneae, Theridiidae. Gene Ontology annotation, molecular function: oxidoreductase activity, acting on paired donors, with incorporation or reduction of molecular oxygen; iron ion binding; heme binding. The record is from RefSeq and is a predicted model, not a curated record.